CUUUUAUAUUCUACACGGUAUAAAGCCUUCGAAGAAUCCCUUCCUACACUCUUUCUCUCUCUUCGAUGGAGAAGCGGAGGAGGCAGAGGACGAUCCUCGCUUCUCCGACGACCGAAGAAACCCUCGUCAGCGUCUCGGAGGUCUAAGCGGGGAAUUUCGGCGAUCUUUCAUUCUACUGGUAAAACCCGCGGAUUCUUGUUCUUCUUCGCCUCUUCCCCAUCUUUCCGAGCCGUGGACUUCGAUUAGGAUCUUGAAUUCUGAUUAGGGCGACUGGAGUUGGAGUUCUUGGGUCGGAUCUUUCCACCGUUGUAGAUGAUUCUUGACGAGUUCUUUGAGAUUUUUCUUUUCCGCUGAUGAUGAAUGGGAGAUGCCUGAGUCUAGAAUCCUUGUCGAUGAAUCUUGGUAGAAGUGCUGCUAGUGUUCUGUGAGAAACAAUGCUCCAACAACCUAUAAUUCCUGUUGGACUACAGUGAACUGAACAAACAGAUAAAUAGAAAAUGGGUGGUUGCUGUUGCUGUUCAUCCAGAAGAGCUGAAGCAGAUAGGGCACCAGUUUAUUACUAUUGCCCGCAAGAUUUAGAAGAGCGUGAACCAUUGUCUACCAACCGUGGUACAUCUUCUGUAGUAUCUAGCGGCUUACUUGUUGAUACAAAUUUGGAGACAUCUACUCCAGGCACUUACCGAGCACCUCCUGCACCAUUGCCUUACGAUGUGGGCUUAACAAGUUCACAAACUUCACCUGGAAACUUGGAAAACCGUCCAAUCAAGAUCGAUCAUGUGCAAGCAGCAGAUUCUCAGCCAAUAGGAGAAACUGAUGGAAGGUUAGAAGGAUCAGAUACAUGUCAGACUUUGUCAAAGUCCGACUGCAAGAGUAAAACUGUUUUUGAACAUGAGCCCCCUGAAACAGAAGAUGAACCUUCCAAGGUGGAUGCACCUAUUGUUUCAGUUACUGAUGAUGAAGAUGUUUGCCCCACUUGUCUUGAAGAAUAUGAUGCUGAGAACCCUCGCAUUUUAACGAAAUGUGAACAUCACUUUCAUCUUUCUUGCAUUCUUGAGUGGAUGGAGAGAAGUGAUACCUGCCCCGUUUGUGACCAGAUCAUGGUGAUCGAUCACAUGUCUAGUGAGUAGCAUUGGAUGUCUACAUGUCUACGAUAGUUGAGAUUUUAGUUCUCAGCCCCCGUCGGAGUGGAUGCCAGAUUGAAUGGAAGUAUGUUGUACUCAUCUUUUCAGUAGUAAUUGGUGGAAGCGAAUGCCUCUACGUAGUUUGUUCAUAAGAUAAAGCUUUCUAGUCUCAGGUGUCUAUAUUGUGGGUCAAAUUCUUUUGGAUUGCCUAAAAGAGAAAGAAAGAGGUUAAAGUGAUAUGUGAUUGAAACGUUUGCUUUGUUCUGCAUCAUUCAUGUAAAGUGUUGAUUUUUUUUUUUUUGUUCCUUUGUUUUGGUGAUGCUGAAUAGUUGGCAGAUGAAAUUGGGAGUGUUGUGGUCCUGUGCUUGGAUCAGAUGCAAGGCAAGCAAUUCUUUUGCCCUAUUUUUGAAAGCUACGUUUUUUUCA
Messenger RNA from Elaeis guineensis (African oil palm), 1547 nucleotides. NCBI's taxonomy places the organism in Eukaryota, Viridiplantae, Streptophyta, Magnoliopsida, Arecales, Arecaceae. The record is from RefSeq and is a predicted model, not a curated record.